Molecule: messenger RNA, 2397 nt
Organism: Lachancea lanzarotensis
Lineage: Eukaryota; Fungi; Ascomycota; Saccharomycetes; Saccharomycetales; Saccharomycetaceae
Gene: ASG1
Product: LALA0S04e08614g1_1
Exons: 1
Coding region: 1-2397 (798 amino acids)
Biological process (GO): DNA-templated transcription; positive regulation of transcription by RNA polymerase II
Cellular component (GO): nucleus
Molecular function (GO): zinc ion binding; sequence-specific DNA binding; DNA-binding transcription factor activity, RNA polymerase II-specific
Source: RefSeq, a predicted model, not a curated record
AUGCUGGAGACGACGCAACAUAAACGUCGACGUGUGACUCGCGCUUGCGACGAAUGCCGUAAAAAAAAGGUCAAAUGCGAUGGACAACAACCGUGCAUACAUUGCACAGUGUACUCGUACGAGUGCACUUACAACCAGCCCAGCAAACGGGCUUCCUUGAGCCAACAACCGUCUUUUAACACUCCGGUAAAUUCAGAAAGCAAUGAAACGACAACGACCGGUGGCGGUGGUGCACCUUCACCUUGUGCUCGAACCUCACGUUCCAACUCGAAUUUCACAAGGCUCUCAAGACACGCACAACUGCACACCCUCACAAAAUACCAGACUUUUUUCUCCCAAAUUUUCCCACAGAUGGGUCCCAUAGAGACUCUGGACGUCAACGCCUUUGCUAAGGCGUUGCUGAAAAAUAACGGGUUCGCCAGAGCUGUCCAGGAAGUCAGCAACGAGCGUAAUUUUGGCUCCCAGGAAAGUCCGUACGAGCUGGAGUCUCCAGGGAUCGGUUUGGGAAAUGCUGGAAUGGCGGGCACAGGGGCAACCCCAGAGCUAAAUUCGGAUGUCAUUGAAGGUAUCGACGGCUCCAUACAAUCGAAAGAGGGACGAGAAAUCAAAAUUAUACUUCCUCCGAAAUCUGUGGCUUUACAUUUUAUCCAUGUAACGUGGGAGCAGUGUUGCGUGCUUUUCCGAUUUUAUCACCGUCCCAGCUUUAUCGCAACUCUGGACAAACUCUACGAAACAGAUCCUCACGAGUAUUCUCAUGAGCAAAUGCAUUUCCUGCCCUUGUGUUAUAGCGUGAUGGCUGUGGGUGCUCUUUUUUCAAAGUCCGCUCAAAAAUCUUCGACUGGUACUUCCGAGAACAGCACCAGCUCGCCGAAUCAAUUCAUGCAAGACGAAGGCUACAAGUACUUCAUAGCCGCACGCAAUCUUAUUGAUAUCACGAAUGCUCGAGAUCUGUAUUCCAUACAAGCGAUUCUCAUGCUUUUCAUCUUUCUACAGUGCUCGGCCAGACUGUCUACAUGCUAUACCUAUAUCGGUGCAGCGAUGCGGAAUGCAUUACGCGAAGGAAUGCAUCGGAACUUAAAUGCACAAACCCAAGACUACAACCCUAUUGAAAUUGAAAUGCGGAAACGUCUAUUUUAUACCAUCUACAAAAUGGACGUCUACGUAAACACCAUGCUUGGUUUACCAAGAAGCGUUUCACAAAGGGAUUUCGAUCAAGCCUUCCCGGCUGAACUGGCAGACGAAAACAUAACAGAAACUGGCCUUCAUUUUGACCAACAAGGUGAUAUUUUGUCGUCUUCAGGAAUUGCCAAUCAUCAUACUAAGCUCAUAAUGAUAUUAGAUAAUAUUGUCGCUGAGCUGUAUCCAGUCAAGAAGACGAACAAUCUCAUCUCACAUGACGUAGUCACACAACUUGAAAUCAAGCUGCGGCAGUGGUUAGAUAACCUGCCGCCAGAAUUGACUCCUGGCGUGAAUGACGUACCAGCAAAGUAUGAGAGGGCAAACCAGCUCUUACACCUAUCUUUCCUUCAAGUACAGAUUAUCCUGUACCGUCCCUUCAUUCAUUAUUUGUCUGCGAUACCCUCAUCUAAGACCGUUGACUCGCUUUCCAUUCAAAGGGCCCGAAAUUGCGUGUCGGUGGCUCGCACGGUGGUGAAGCUUGCUAAAAAGAUGAUGGAGAAAAAAACUUUGACGGGAUCGUACUGGUUCAGCAUAUACACCAUUUUCUUUUCGGUUGCUGGAUUGAUUUUCUAUUUGCACGAAGUUUCUCCUACCGAUGAGGAUGGAGAACAGGAGUAUAGCGAGAUUCAAACCGAUGCAGAAAUGGGUAAAAGCGUGUUACUCUAUUUGAAGGAUACUAGCAUGGCGGCUGCGAGGACGUAUAACUUGUUACACAUGCUUUUCGAAAAGUUCAACUCAAAGACUAUAAAAUGGAGCCAUGUAAAGCAAGAUCAAUACACGGCUUCAUUUCCUAAUAACGGUUCUAUACCAGAGGGAAACGAAUCGAUUAAUUUAGCGGAUGGGCCAAAUCCAUACAAUUUAGAAACGAGUAAUCUUGAUUUGCUGGCCUUUGAGAACCCUACCGAUAAUGCAUUACAGAACAACGCAACAUUGUCGGGGGUCAACACUAUGAACACGGUAAACACGUCUGGUAUGCUCAUGAAUAGAGACUACGAUUUUGGGGGCGAUGUCAUGGAAAUGGACAACUUUUUCGACAUAGGUGGUAGCGUGGAAUCUGACGACAAGUCUCUCGUGCCGCAGACAUCAGUCGAUGAUUCUAAAAAACCUAAAGACCCCACUGUUGAAGUGGCUGCAUCUGAUUCAUACGUUCCUGGUGCUUUCGAUCAGCUAGAGGUGCAGUUAUUUGGAAGGUAUUUACCGCCUUAUAUGUCUCAGUAG